This is a messenger RNA of Amoebophrya sp. A25, 3092 nucleotides long. The record is from the annotation of a GenBank genome assembly. NCBI's taxonomy places the organism in Eukaryota, Dinophyceae, Syndiniales, Amoebophryaceae.
GUCGAUUUUAAUAGUACCAGUCCGAAAGGCAUGUUUAUCACUGAGACAAAAUGUGGUCCAUGAGAACGCCUCCAAAAAACAACGAGGGCGCAAAGCGUGCACAGGAACAUCGAAAAAAAUAGAAGUAAUAACUACAGAGAGAUGGUUGUACUGCGAGAGAAGAAACCAUGAUGCACGCUUGAUUUUCAACCUCUGGCGGGCAAUCUUGCGCUAGAAAAUGAGUACAAGUGAGCUAUUGAGAAACGGUUGAUGUUAUAAAUGUGGUCGUCGUGCACGUGCAGUAGUAGACAAUUCCUUUUCUCCUCCUUCAGUAGUGAUUUAUAGUUCUGUGUUUUAUAAAGUGUAAUUAGUCCUUCUUCCUUUCAAACAAAAUGCCGCUCGACCUCCUGGAAUUAAGCGACGAUGCCUGUGAUAGUUUGAUUGCUAUCUUUAUGAAAGCGCGUCCUGGUACGGCAAUAGACUUCCUGGAUCUCUGCGCAGAAGAACCACUGCCCGAUCCAGCGCAAGGCAGAUUUAGAGGAAAUAUCAAAAGCUGGUGGCCGGUACUUCUACUGACUUGUCUCCUGCUAGUGCUCCUCAAAAGGACUUUCGCAAUUCACUUGCACUUCGAGCAUUACAAUAUACUUAGGUUGAUGUUUCAUCCCACAUGAUUUUUUGUGCCCGUCGACAUGAAUUAUCAAACUCCACACAGGAGAAGGGCUAUGGGUUUCUCGAAUGUGAAGCAACAUUUGCGGUCUAUGGAUGCGAUAUUUACAUCAAUAGGUUAGCCAUCGGCCUAUUCCAAAAGGGUGAUGACGUACACUUCAGCGUAGAACUCAAUAAAGAUUAUGGUCAACAUUUAGUGUCCAUCUUCCUCGGCAUCUUGGUCCCCUUUCGCCUUGUAUUCUCAUGAAAUACAAGGGGAAAGGGGUCGAGAUGAGGGGGCCAAGAUGUGUUAAAGCUGACUCUAAAAAGAGGGAAAACCGCAAGGAAAGAACCUUUUACCGGUCUCGCAGGAAGCGAAGAGGAGGCAGUUGCUGGUACUAUGCAGUGAGAAACUCUAAUUCACUCAAACUCUAAUCCAUAUUUCUUGCAUCAACUACUUCAUCUUAUUAAUUGUCCUCCUGUCAAUCAUUACUACACAUGAUCAUUGUUUAUCACUCGAUCUUUCCUUCUACUACCUUACACGCAUUAAUAAUCGCUUGUGGUUUAUCUUAUUGUCCUGUCAAUUUUCUAGGCUGCCAUCGAUCCCUCGUUCGACCUCGAUGCCUACCUGAUGCAGUAUGAGCUUGGGCCAUAUCACCCCAAUUCAGAGGAGGAGAAACCGAGAGGGAAGGGGAGAACGUUAUGAUUUGGUGAGGAUUGUAGUUGCUGAGAACAUCGGCGACACUGAAGACCUGUCAUUGAAAUCAGAUUUCCUACACCAAGAACAUAUGCUUUCAUAUCGUACAUUAACAACUCACCUUACCCCCCACAACUACUACAACAACAACAACAACAACAUCCCUCCAUCUCACACCAUCGCUCCAUCAAACUCCUCACUUUUCAUACCCCGAACGCGCUGCCCGCGGCCAGCAGGAGGCAUGGGGAGCUACUUGGGGUUGGAAAGGCGACCCGUGGUGGCGCAUGCGAGGACCGUAUGAGCGCCCUUUGCCUUUUGGCGACAGACGCGGUUUUGGUUUCACGGCUUUUGGCGGAAAAGGAGAGAAAGGGGGGAAGGGUAUUACUGUGGUCUCGCAUUAGAUGGCUUUACACCAGCGUUUGAGGUUGGUGGAAGGGUAUUACUGUGGUGUCGCAUUAGUUCGUUACAGCGUAGCGGUAUUAGACACGUGUUACCGAUGAAAGAUUUUUUUUCAUACCAUACGAUCCUAGCUACUUAAACAUAGUUACCACAGCCAUUUGUCAAAAAUACGAAAUUUACUAGUUUGACCUCCUCCUUGAGUGUUGACACAUGCUGCGGAGGAUGCGAAUGGUGAAGCUGGUACAUAAUUAGACCGCAUGAAAAUUUCAACACAUUGAGCCUUGAUUUUUUGAAAGUCGCUAUUAUGUAGUGCUCUCCACGCUUCAGUAGAGGCUAAGUACUCUCGAUGAUUCUUAUUGUUUGCGAGGCCUAUUAGAAGUAACGAUGUUCUUAUUGUUGCAGUUCUUCCUCUUUGUAAAACAGUUAGAGAAUAAAAUGUUGACAACUUUCACACGAUCAAAAUCCGUUUUCACUUUCAAUAUCUCCUAAUUGAUAUGGUUGAAAAUGAAAACACUUUUUGGUAGAGUGACUUUACUAGCUCGUAACAGCCGGUAAACAUUUUUUUCGCAUUGCCUUGCUAGCUGUUUUUUUUAGCAUUGCCUAGCUAGUAGUUGCUUCAACGAUCAACAACCCUUUGUAAUGCUAUAAUUGAUUCCAUGAAGAUUAUUCAUUAUUUUUCUCCCAGCAAAUUGGGUGAACAAAGGCGGCACCGUUCGAGCGCCGACAACUAUCUAUUCGAAAUUGUCCUCUGCUGCCGGAAGCGGCGACUUUGAAGACGUCCUGCCGCCGCCGGCCUCGAACACUGCAGCCGCUAAAACAUCACCACAGGCAUCACCACAGGCAUCACCAUAGUAGGAAUCAACAUAGUAAAUGGUGAGUCAGCUCCAUAUGAUUUAAAUCGAUUUGUACCUCCAGCAGUAGUUCUGCCAAAAAGUUUUAAAAAGUUGAACAAGUGAACGUUUUUUUUGUAAGUGGAGCUUUUUUUUUUCUGAUUAGUUUGAUAGUGGGAUCAAUACUCAUCAGAGUUGCAGCAGAUGCAAGCCAGUGAGCACAGUUGUGCAAGUAUAAGUACUACGUUUUUUUGAUGAAAAGAGUGAAGGAUGAUUUAAUCUCUUCUUGCGUCUGUAAACAGUAGUGUUUAGAUUAUGAAAAAAUGUGGACCGCAUUGCUUGACUGACGACAUGCGGUGGUACAAUACGUGCACCAUGUAUGCAUGACUACUGGUGCUAUAGUUUUCCCAUCAUGUGCAACGAAGAAGGCAGAACAAUCUAGAAUGUAGUCCCCAGGAAAAUGCACCUGAAGUCUCUCUGGCGAAGAUACUAUCUUCUGCGAGGCUACAGUUGUGUCUUAUUGUUCGGCGUGUGUUGUACUU